This is a messenger RNA of Stegodyphus dumicola, 7517 nucleotides long. It is a transcript of the gene Prp8, whose product is annotated as pre-mRNA processing factor 8. NCBI's taxonomy places the organism in Eukaryota, Metazoa, Arthropoda, Arachnida, Araneae, Eresidae. The record is from RefSeq and is a predicted model, not a curated record. Gene Ontology annotation, cellular component: catalytic step 2 spliceosome; U5 snRNP. Gene Ontology annotation, biological process: mRNA splicing, via spliceosome; spliceosomal tri-snRNP complex assembly. Gene Ontology annotation, molecular function: U2 snRNA binding; pre-mRNA intronic binding; U5 snRNA binding.
CUUACCUGUAACCGCAUCGCCAUUUUUAUUGUGUUUUUGCAGCGUAAAAUUGACAGUGAUCAAUGGAAUAAUAUUGUUUUAAGAUGAUCGGACAUCCGUAUGUAAUGGGCAUGUUUGCCCAGCAGCAAGCGUUUGCUGCUGCUCAGCUUGCCCAUAUGCAAAUCCAACAGCAACAAUUACAACAACAACAGCAGCAACCUGAAGUUUUAUCAGAGGAAAAGCUUCAAGAAAAAGCUAGAAAAUGGCAGCAACACCAAAGCAAAAGAUACGCAGAAAAACGAAAAUUCGGGUUUGUAGAUGCACAGAAAGAGGAAAUGCCACCCGAGCAUAUCAGAAAAAUCAUUCGUGAUCAUGGAGACAUGAGCAGCCGAAAGUAUCGUCACGAUAAACGAGUUUAUUUAGGUGCCUUAAAGUAUAUGCCUCACGCAGUGUUAAAGCUAAUGGAAAAUAUGCCUAUGCCAUGGGAGCAAAUAAGAGAUGUGAAUGUACUGUACCAUAUUACUGGAGCUAUAACGUUUGUAAAUGAAAUACCAUGGGUGAUCGAACCGGUGUAUAUUGCACAGUGGGGUACUAUGUGGAUUAUGAUGCGGAGAGAAAAAAGAGAUCGUCGACAUUUUAAGCGAAUGAGAUUUCCUCCUUUUGAUGAUGAAGAACCACCUCUUGAUUAUGCAGAUAAUAUACUCGAUGUAGAGCCUCUUGAGGCCAUUCAAAUGGAACUAGAUUCUGAAGAAGAUGCUGAAGUAUGUAGAUGGUUGUAUGAUCAUAAGCCGUUAUUAGAUACGAAACAUGUAAAUGGCUCAACUUACCGCAAGUGGAAUCUAUCUUUGCCACAACUAGCAACAUUAUAUCGUCUAGCCAACCAGUUGCUGACUGAUUUAGUUGAUGAUAAUUACUUCUACCUUUUUGAUUUAAAGUCUUUUUUCACUGCAAAAGCUCUUAAUAUGUCUAUUCCCGGUGGCCCAAAAUUUGAGCCGCUAAUAAAGGAUGCAAAUCCUGCUGAUGAAGAUUGGAAUGAAUUUAACGACAUAAACAAGAUAAUAAUUAGACAGCCUAUUCGUACUGAAUACAGAAUUGCUUUCCCUUACCUGUACAAUAAUUUGCCACAUUAUGUUCAUCUAUCUUGGUAUCAUACUCCAAAUGUUGUUUUUAUAAAAACAGAAGAUCCAGACUUGCCAGCCUUUUAUUUUGACCCAUUGAUAAAUCCAAUAUCUCAUCGACAUACAGUUAAAGGAGCAGAACCUCUGCCAGAUGAUGAUGAAGAAUUUGAACUUCCUGAGUAUGUUCAGCCAUUUCUUCAAGACUGUCCAUUAUAUACAGAUAAUACUGCAAAUGGUAUUGCACUUCUUUGGGCACCUCGCCCAUUCAACUUACGCUCUGGAAGAACAAGAAGAGCUAUUGAUGUACCUCUUGUUAAAUCUUGGUAUCGUGAACACUGUCCUCCGGGAAUGCCAGUAAAAGUUCGAGUUUCUUAUCAGAAACUUUUAAAGUAUUAUGUGUUAAAUGCUUUGAAACAUCGACCUCCAAAACCUCAGAAAAAACGUUAUUUGUUUCGUUCUUUCAAAUCUACUAAAUUUUUCCAAACUACUACAUUGGAUUGGGUUGAAGUUGGUCUUCAUGUUUGUCGUCAAGGGUACAAUAUGUUAAACUUACUCAUACAUCGUAAGAACUUAAAUUAUUUACAUUUGGAUUAUAAUUUCAAUUUGAAACCUGUGAAGACUUUGACUACUAAAGAAAGGAAAAAGUCAAGGUUUGGAAAUGCAUUUCAUUUAUGCAGGGAAAUUCUCCGACUUACUAAACUUGUUGUUGACAGCCAUGUCCAAUAUCGUUUGAACAAUGUUGAUGCAUUUCAGCUGGCAGAUGGUUUACAAUAUAUAUUUGCUCAUGUUGGUCAAUUAACUGGGAUGUAUCGAUAUAAAUAUAAAUUGAUGCGACAGAUUCGUAUGUGCAAAGAUUUGAAGCAUUUGAUAUAUUACAGAUUUAAUACUGGACCAAUUGGAAAAGGACCAGGUUGUGGAUUUUGGGCUCCAGGUUGGAGAGUGUGGCUGUUUUUCAUGCGGGGUGUAACACCACUUCUGGAACGUUGGUUAGGAAACCUGCUGUCUAGGCAAUUUGAAGGAAGGCAUUCUAAAGGUGUUGCAAAGACGGUGACAAAACAGCGAGUUGAGAGUCAUUUUGAUUUGGAGUUGCGGGCAUCUGUUAUGCAUGAUAUCUUGGAUAUGAUGCCUGAAGGUAUGAAACAAAACAAAGCUCGUACCAUAUUACAGCAUUUAAGUGAAGCUUGGCGGUGUUGGAAAGCUAAUAUUCCAUGGAAAGUGCCCGGUCUUCCAACACCGAUAGAAAACAUGAUUUUGCGUUAUGUAAAGAUGAAAGCUGAUUGGUGGACAAAUACUGCACAUUACAACAGAGAACGCAUACGCCGUGGGGCAACUGUUGACAAAACAGUAUGCAAAAAGAAUCUUGGAAGACUUACUCGUUUGUAUCUGAAAGCUGAACAAGAAAGGCAACAUAAUUAUUUAAAAGAUGGUCCCUAUAUUAGUGCUGAAGAAGCUGUUGCUAUUUAUACAACAACUGUGCACUGGCUUGAAAGUCGUAGAUUUUCUCCCAUUCCAUUUCCACCAUUAUCAUACAAGCAUGACACUAAAUUGCUGAUACUUGCACUUGAAAGAUUAAAGGAAGCAUACAGCGUAAAGAGCAGACUAAAUCAGUCUCAGCGUGAAGAACUGGGUUUAAUUGAACAAGCUUAUGAUAAUCCUCAUGAAGCAUUAUCUCGCAUUAAGCGUCAUCUUCUGACUCAUCGACAGUUUAAAGAAGUGGGUAUUGAAUUUAUGGAUUUGUACAGCCAUUUAAUUCCUGUUUAUGAUGUAGAACCCUUAGAAAAGAUAACUGAUGCAUAUUUAGAUCAGUAUCUGUGGUAUGAAGCUGAUAAGCGUCGCUUGUUUCCACCGUGGAUAAAACCAGCUGAUUCUGAACCACCACCUCUCUUAGUAUAUAAGUGGUGUCAAGGUAUUAAUAACUUGCAAGAUGUGUGGGAUACUUCAGAAGGAGAAUGCUGUGUAAUGUUAGAAUCACGUUAUGAAAAAAUGUAUGAAAAGAUAGACUUGACUCUUUUGAACAGGUUGUUGCGAUUGAUCGUGGACCACAAUAUUGCUGAUUACAUGACUGCAAAAAGUAAUGUAGUUAUUAAUUAUAAAGAUAUGAAUCAUACAAAUUCAUACGGUAUUAUUAGAGGACUUCAGUUUGCAUCUUUUAUUGUUCAGUAUUAUGGGCUUGUGCUUGAUUUAUUAGUUCUUGGUCUGCAGAGAGCUAGUGAGAUGGCUGGGCCACCUCAAAUGCCAAAUGACUUUUUGACAUAUAAAGAUGUUGCUACUGAAACUGCGCAUCCAAUACGUUUAUAUUCUCGUUACAUUGAAAGAAUGCAUAUUUUUUUCCGUUUUACAGCUGAGGAAGCUCGAGAUUUGAUUCAGAGAUAUUUAACGCAACAUCCAGAUCCCAAUAAUGAAAAUAUUGUUGGGUACAAUAAUAAGAAAUGCUGGCCUCGAGAUGCUAGAAUGAGACUUAUGAAGCAUGAUGUAAAUCUUGGUCGGGCUGUAUUUUGGGACAUCAAGAACAGAUUACCUCGUUCUGUAACAACUGUUCAGUGGGAAAGUAGUUUUGUUUCAGUGUACAGUAAAGACAAUCCUAAUCUGCUUUUCAAUAUGAGUGGAUUUGAAUGUAGAAUUCUGCCAAAAUGCCGUAUGACUCAUGAGGAAUUUACUCACAAAGAUGGAGUUUGGAAUUUGCAAAAUGAAGUAACGAAGGAGAGAACUGCCCAGUGUUUCUUAAGAGUUGAUGAUGAAUCAAUGCAACGAUUUCAUAAUAGAGUGAGACAAAUUUUGAUGGCUUCUGGAUCAACAACAUUCACCAAAAUAGUAAAUAAGUGGAAUACUGCUUUGAUUGGUUUGAUGACAUAUUUCAGAGAAGCUGUUGUAAAUACCCAAGAACUAUUGGAUCUAUUAGUGAAAUGUGAAAAUAAGAUUCAGACUCGUAUUAAGAUAGGAUUAAAUUCUAAAAUGCCUAGUCGAUUUCCUCCGGUUGUGUUUUAUACACCAAAAGAACUUGGAGGUCUUGGAAUGUUGUCGAUGGGACAUGUUUUGAUUCCACAGUCUGAUCUCAGGUGGUCAAAACAAACUGAUGUUGGAAUUACUCAUUUUAGGUCUGGUAUGAGCCAUGAUGAAGACCAAGUUAUUCCAAACUUGUAUCGCUAUAUUCAGCCAUGGGAAAGUGAAUUCAUUGAUUCUCAAAGAGUUUGGGCUGAAUAUGCUCUUAAGAGACAAGAAGCAUUAGCUCAGAACAGACGUUUAACUCUAGAGGAUUUAGAAGAUAGUUGGGACCGUGGUAUUCCUAGAAUAAAUACUUUGUUCCAGAAAGAUAGACAUACACUUGCAUAUGAUAAAGGUUGGAGAGUUCGCACAGAUUUCAAGCAGUACCAGGUUUUAAAACAAAAUCCAUUUUGGUGGACACAUCAACGCCAUGAUGGUAAGUUGUGGAAUUUGAACAAUUAUCGUACUGACAUGAUUCAAGCCUUAGGUGGUGUGGAGGGUAUACUGGAACACACGCUUUUUAAAGGAACUUAUUUCCCAACCUGGGAAGGACUGUUUUGGGAAAAAGCUAGUGGUUUUGAAGAAUCAAUGAAGUAUAAAAAGUUAACUAAUGCUCAGAGAUCGGGAUUAAACCAGAUCCCAAAUCGUCGAUUCACCUUAUGGUGGUCGCCUACAAUUAACAGAGCAAACGUAUAUGUAGGCUUUCAGGUUCAACUUGAUCUAACUGGUAUUUUUAUGCAUGGAAAAAUUCCUACUUUGAAGAUUUCUUUAAUUCAGAUAUUUAGAGCUCACUUAUGGCAAAAAAUACAUGAAAGCAUUGUCAUGGAUCUCUGCCAAGUGUUUGAUCAAGAACUGGAUGCUCUUGAAAUUGAAACUGUUCAAAAAGAAACUAUCCAUCCUAGAAAAUCAUAUAAAAUGAAUAGUUCUUGUGCUGAUAUCUUACUUUUUGCUGCGUAUAAAUGGAGCUGUUCAAGACCAUCGUUGUUAGCUGAUUCAAAAGAUACAAUGGAUGUUACAACUACUCAAAAGUACUGGAUUGAUGUUCAGCUGAGAUGGGGUGAUUAUGACUCGCAUGAUAUUGAGAGAUAUGCUCGUGCUAAAUUCCUUGAUUACACUACUGACAACAUGAGUAUUUAUCCAUCUCCAACUGGUGUGCUAAUAGCAGUUGAUCUAGCAUAUAAUCUUCAUAGUGCUUAUGGAAAUUGGUUCCCAGGAGAUAAACCUUUAAUACAGCAAGCUAUGGCAAAGAUAAUGAAGGCAAAUCCUGCUUUGUAUGUAUUGAGAGAAAGAAUCCGUAAAGGCUUGCAGCUCUAUUCGUCAGAGCCAACUGAACCAUAUUUAUCAUCUCAGAACUAUGGUGAAUUAUUUUCAAAUCAAAUUAUUUGGUUUGUGGAUGAUACCAAUGUGUAUCGUGUUACCAUACAUAAAACCUUUGAAGGUAAUUUGACCACAAAGCCAAUUAAUGGUGCGAUUUUCAUUUUCAAUCCUCGUACAGGACAGUUAUUUUUGAAGAUAAUUCAUACUUCUGUGUGGGCUGGACAAAAACGUCUGGGACAGUUAGCAAAAUGGAAAACUGCUGAAGAAGUUGCUGCUUUAAUUCGAUCUCUUCCUGUUGAAGAACAACCGAAACAGAUUAUUGUGACCAGAAAAGGAAUGUUGGACCCACUGGAAGUCCAUUUACUUGAUUUCCCUAAUAUUGUUAUUAAAGGUAGUGAGUUGCAAUUACCAUUUCAAGCAUGCUUGAAAGUAGAAAAGUUUGGAGAUUUAAUUUUGAAAGCUACUGAACCUCAAAUGGUUCUUUUCAAUUUGUAUGAUGAUUGGCUGAAAACAAUAUCAUCAUACACUGCAUUUUCUCGUUUAAUUUUGAUUCUUCGAGCACUUCAUGUAAAUAAUGAGAGAACCAAAGUGAUACUGAAGCCAGAUAAAACCACAGUAACUGAACUGCACCAUAUCUGGCCAUCACUUUCUGAUGAAGAAUGGAUCAAAGUUGAAGUCCAGCUCAAAGAUCUUAUCCUUGCUGAUUAUGGUAAAAAGAAUAAUGUAAAUGUAGCUUCUCUCACACAAUCAGAAAUUAGAGAUAUUAUUCUUGGAAUGGAAAUUUCAGCACCUUCAGCCCAACGGCAGCAAAUUGCAGAAAUUGAAAAACAAACAAAAGAGCAAACGCAGUUGACAGCCACAACAACAAGAACAAUAAAUAAGCAUGGUGAUGAAAUAAUUACAUCCACUACCAGUAAUUAUGAAAAAGAUACUUUUGCUUCCAAAACCGAAUGGCGAGUGCGUGCUAUAUCAGCUACUAAUCUUCAUUUGCGAACCAAUCACAUUUAUGUUUCAUCAGAUGAUAUUAAAGAAACUGGAUAUACUUACAUUUUGCCUAAAAAUAUUCUAAAGAAAUUCAUCAUUGUAUCUGAUUUACGUACUCAAAUAGCCGGUUACCUUUAUGGUGUUAGUCCUUCAGAUCAGCCACAGGUGAAAGAAAUCCGCUGUAUUGUCAUGCCACCUCAGUGGGGGACACAUCAGAUGGUACAUUUACCAAAUAUUCUUCCUAAUCAUGAGUAUCUGCAAGAAAUGGAGCCACUAGGAUGGAUUCACACUCAACCCAAUGAACUUCCCCAGCUUUCACCCCAGGAUGUCACAACACAUGCUAAUAUUAUGAAUGAUAACCCAUCUUGGGAUGGAGAAAAGACUAUUGUUAUAACUUGCAGUUUUACUCCUGGUUCAUGCUCCCUUACUGCCUAUAAAUUAACCCCAAGUGGUUACGAUUGGGGUCGACAAAAUACUGACAGAGGUAACAAUCCUAAGGGUUAUUUACCUUCUCAUUAUGAAAGAGUGCAGAUGCUACUGACUCAUAGGUUUUUGGGAUUUUUCAUGGUUCCUGCCCAAGGUUCGUGGAAUUAUAAUUUCAUGGGUGUCCGUCACGAUGCUGCUAUGAAGUACGAUUUGCAGUUGGCAAAUCCUAAAGAAUUUUAUCAUGAACUGCAUCGGCCAUCUCAUUUCCUGAAUUUUAGCAAUAUAGAAGAUAGUGAAGGUGUUGGAGCAGACCGUGAAGAUCAUUUCUCAUAAACUUCUCAGCCAUUCCACCACUUAAUUAUCUGUAAAAUAGGAAACGUUUCACUGUCAAAUAAUGUAUUAUUAAGCUGUUUCAUCUUUUGAAUUAUUUUGUGAAUAGAAAGUUCUGCAGAAAAUUUGUGGAUCCAGACAAGUUAGUCUUUUGACCAAUUUUGUCUUAAAAUACUUUUUUCCCCCCCUUACAAAUUGGAACUAUGAAAAUAUGUUUAAACAUAAUAUUAAUAUGUGACUAAAACUUGUAUUUUUGGAGUUUAUUUUGCAUUGUAUGAUGUUCUUACAAUGAUAUGUUUGAAAGAUUUAUUUAAAAGUAGAAUUUGUAAGGAUUUUGUUUUCAAAUACACGUUCAAAAAUAAAUUCUUAUUUUUCAGGAAA